UAGACCUCCAGUACAAUGCAAAGUGCAACUGAUAUAUUCUUUAUUUUCGAGUAAAUACAGUGAUGAACAGUUUUCCAUAUUUCCUUGGGCAUAUACAUGUGCAUAAUACUCUUAGACAACAUUAUGAAUGGAGUUGGUGUCAACUAAGAGGAUGAAGGGAGUAACAACAUUCCAUUGACAGCUGAUGUCACCUGGUCGCCAUGGCAACCUUAAUAGAGGCUGCAAAGGCCGGUAACCUAACUCAGGUGCGUCGGAUCGUGCAUGGGGGACGGACCGAUAUCAACUGCAGGGAUAGUGAGAAGAAAGGAACACCGCUCUUCUGGGCUGCAAAUGGUGGUCAUGAUGAGAUCGUGACCCUGCUGCUCAAUAAUGGAGCUGAUAUAGAGAUCCCGGUCAAGUUUGGAAUGACCCCUCUCCUAGCCGCUGCGGACAGGAAACAUCUUACAACCGUCCAACUACUAUUAUUACAGGGGGCGAAUGUCAAUGCCCAGAACCAGAAUGGUGACACUGCGCUGCACCUGGCAGCAUAUCGGGGCUCAGGACGUCUCUGCACUCUACUUAUUGAAUGGGGAGCGAGCAGAACUUUCUUGAAUAAUAUUGGCAAAACAGCCCAACAAGUAGCAGAGGCAGAACAACACAGGUCCAUCAACAAACUCCUGGCACCAGAGACUAAUCAUAAAGCUGUCUGUCGGAGCUCGUCACUGCCCUCGGCCCAUCACAGCUCUAGUGCUGUCGAAACCACCUGGAGAGAGCCUAAAGUAGCAAGCGAGAGCGACGAUUCACCAUUCUAUGAGAACGAUGAGGAAUGGACUAGUCUUCAGCGGAAAUUAGCUAAGGCACCCUUACACCAAGUCAUGGCAAUCAGGAGAGAUGGAGAGGUGACAAGAAGUUAUUCAGCUCAACAGUUGGACAAAGUUGGCAGAAUGUCUCCACCAUGUAACCAUCAAAAUAUUCCUCACCUGAGAAGUCCGCAUCUCUAUCCGGAAGAUGCCUCAAGGCCAUCGCGUCGAGGAUCCGACCCUCAGACAAAACGGGAGAGCACGAGGAAAGUUGUUUAUGUAGAUGGUUAUGAUGACUUUCCAGGAGUUCUGAAUCAUGGCAAAAGGUGGAGUCCUCCAUUGCAUAAGCAACACUUGGAGACCACACCCGUAAUGCAAUACCGUGAUAUACCAUCGCAGAGAGAUGGUCAUCGGGAGUUUCAGGAGUCCUCUGGAAAUGGAUUUAGCUACAGAACAAAUGGGCAACAUGAGCAUUCAGUUCCAGGCUAUUAUAGGAGAGAUAUCAGUUCUGAAUAUAACAUCCCUUUGUCAACCGUUAGGAACGGAAGAGACAUAACCCAUCGGUUGAGUCCAGAAACACCAAGGUCAAAGAAACUUGGUGAUGAACACAGACAGCAUACAGGAAUUCUAGCAAAUGCUGGAAGUGCAAUGGCAAACAGUGGGUAUAAAAGACACAAUAGCCAUGUACAGUGGAAUCCUGAUGUUCUGAGUGGCCACAAAAACUAUGAGCAAAACUCUCAGGGAAGUUAUGCAUUUUCUGAUCAACCCAAUGGCCAUAGAUCACAGCAUCAAAGACUGACACAAGAUUUGGGUUCAGAGGCCACAGGAUAUGGAAGACAAAGAACAUUAGGAAAGAACAAUUUGCAGAAUGUUGAAAGGAAUAUUCAUGACUGUCCUAGAGAAGUACAAGAGUCUGAAGUCAGACAGUUGCAUUCUGUUAUUGAGAAGCUAAUAGAGGAUAAACUGACUCUAAAAGAACAGAAUCAGGUGAUGGGGGAGAGACUGAAUAGGUUAGAGUCGGUGCUGGAUGCUGCGUUAGCUGCGGACACCAGCUCUGAGGAAUCGUUGCAAACAUCGUCAGAUUCGGACCUGGUCCAAGCCCUGGCCAGACAGUUGGACUCGAAUUUUGGGAGGAGGUCAAGACUAGAACAGUUAUGUUUGAAGUUGGUGAAUGAUAAUCAAAGACUGCAUGCACUUGCAGCGUCAUCAGGCAGGAGAGACCACUAUGGCAUCGUCUCGAAGGACAACAGUGGCUAUUCUGAACAUCCUGUCUACAGAAGAAUUGGACAAAGCAUACCAAACAGAAACCCAGAUCUAUUACCUCAACAUGAAAGUGAAUAUUCAAGUACGAGUAGUCCUUCUAAUCAGUCAACCAGUUCAUCUUCAUUGUCACCGUUGUCUGAUUCAUCUUUGACUUAUGAUUAUGGGAGUUGUCCUGAUCAUGUAGCAUCAUCAAAAGAGAUACCUGACCAGGAAAACUCAUCCUUUGGAAGGUCUUCGGACAUGCAAAAGACCCUUUGCACGGCUUUUGCUGCGGAGUGCUGGCGCUCUCUUAAUUCUAGCUUCCCCCGAGUGACCUUCCAAAGUGGGAACGUUGCUAGCUCUGUCACAAAGGUCGGAGGUAUACCCCUUCCCUCUAAGAACAGAACUGAAAACAUUAAAAGGGUCUUGCAAGCAAUGUGUGAGGAUGAUAAGCACUUGAACUCGAGAGGGCAGUAUUCAACCCAAUUGACUGAUGGAGAACGGUCAGACUUUAGUCACAGUGUGACAAUUUUAGAGAAAUUGAGACCAACUUCUGAUUCUGAUAGCAAUAUACUUUCACACUUCAAGUGUUUGAUUAAUAACAGAUUGUGCAUAUUGAAGGUAAUGAAAUUAAGCAGGGUUGAUUAUCAAGAUUUUGAUGGAGAUGUAGAGGAGAGGAUUCCACCUACCCCACACCUACAUCUACCCUUCCAUCACUUAGACGUUUCCCUUCCUAGAGAGGGAAGGUUUGAACAGCAGCUCCAGGUGAAGCUCCAGGACAACCUGAAAAGGGGCAUGGAGAAUGUUCCAAGGAGCAGGGAAUAUCAUCAAGGAACCCAGAAAGCAGGGCACCGUCCUUCAGGAGAAGCCAGAUUACACAGGGACAUCGACUUCCAACGACCUGAUAAAGAUGUUUUCCGUUGUAAGGUGUACCCGUUUGUCAUGACCCUUCAGGAGUUGUUUAGUUUAGGGAGGGAUAAUGGAGGGGAGGAGGCAAGGCCCUGCACCGACAUUGGUGUCGUCCGCAUCCUCCUCCAGCUCCUUCUGGCGGUGGAGCACCUGCAUCGAGAGGGCGUGGUCCAUGGCAACAUACAUCCUGGGUGUGUCUUUGUGACAGAGGACAUGAGGAUUGUUCUAGGAGAUCUGGAGGAUGCUCGAAGGUUCGGUGGGAGCGAUGGGAAAGUACCAAACAUCUCAAACACAGCUUCUGGUCUCCAAGGGGUAACUUCAGGUCAAAGUUCAAAUGAAAGUGACGAUGUAUUUGCUAUAGCAACCACACUCUGCCAGCUCCUUGGGUCAGGAAUGGGCUCUUCCUUCAGUCCAGCUGAAGUUACCGACCGAAAUGUUACCGCCCCUCCAGACUGGUUAUCAAGAAAUCUUCAUAGCCUACUCACAGAGAUGCUUAGCAGUCAUCCCAAAGAUAGGCCGCCUGUGAAGUCGGCUUCGUUAAGAACGGCAGCCAUGUUGUACGGCCCUGGACCAGAUGAAGUCAAGAGUGAGGUGGAUUGUGGGGAAUGGUUGAUAUCUCAAGCUCUACACCUCAUCAUUACCGCACCCAGGGACCAAGCUGCCUCAUGCCCAGCGGGGGAGCCUGACUGUGGGGAUGCUGUUCAUAGAUUCGACUGGGGUCUCUGCAGGGACUUCAUCCUUGGUGUGACACCAGAGAAGCUCUGGCAACUCUGCCAACAACGUCCCAAGACCUGACUGUUGCCCUACUUCCUCAGAGAUAUAUAGCGCCAUCACCUGCUCCGAGGGGCUGGAUAUUAAGGGAAUUAUGAUAGGGAUCGCUGCUAAGAGAGUAUGCAUACAGAUCAGUCUGUCUGGCUCUUCUGAGGUGUUUUGGCCAAUCAGCUGCUGCCAUCCUGUACAGACAAGAUUGCCUACAUCCUCUUGGGAGACAGGCGCCCUCUAUAGUUUGUACAAGGUACAGGAGUUAAAAAAAUCAAGAUGAAGCAUUGUCAGCAGCACAAAUGUAUCUCAGACAUGAUGGGCUUCACCUUCUCAAGAGUGAUGUAGCCGUGUGCUGAUCCAUAAGCGAUGUGUGUAUGUAGUAGAGUGGCUCCCUCUAUAGUUUCGCUUCUUCAAAGAGAACAUGCCACCAAGCCCAAGGAUGGAAAAAAAAUCAAUAUCAACAUCUACAGCAUCAUCAAUAUAAAUGAGCACAGACAUGAUAGGUUUCAUUAAUUCUAGAGAGAUGUAGCCUUUUUCCGACACUAGAUAGAUAUGUGGCUCCCUCUAUAGUUUUGCUUGUUGAUUGAGCAUUUACACAUAAACCAAGCCCCAAGAUGAAAAUAAUCAACAUGAAGCACUAUCAGUAUAUGAGUGAAGUCUAGACAUGAUAGCCUUCACUUACUCAAGAGAGGUGAUGUCUUUUACCAAUCAUAGAUCGACGACCAUGUGUAGCAGAAAGGCUCCCUCUAUAGUUUUGCUUCUUUGCUUAGCAUUUAUAUAAAGAAUUUACCGUAUAGAGGAUGAUAAUAAUCAAGAUGAAAUGUCGGUAGCAUUGAUUGAAGCCAUCCUGCACAGAUUUGAUUGGCUUUUGCUGCCCGAGACCAGUAGACCUACAGCAGUGUGCAGCUAUUUAUUUUGUUACUUAGGCGUAUCAAUAUGACUUUGUAUGUAGAAAUAGCAGAAAUUGAAGCAUUAGUAAUAGUAGUCCUUGAAGUAUUAUUAGUUGUAGUUGUAUUAGUCUUAGUAAAAACAUUAUAGUUAUGCUGAAGUACAUUUUAAAGGAACAAUCUUUUGUAGAAAUAGAUACCAGCAGUGUAUAUCCAAAAUGAUUUGUAUAAAAGUAUUGCAAUAGAAAGAGUGCACAGGGUAUGUAUGGUUGCUAUAAAAUGCUAAAUACUUUCUCCAUUACAUUUGUCAUUUUCAUGCCGUCUUCUAUACUCAAGUCAGUACCUCUAAAGAGCUCAUGUAUCUCAAGCAAGGAAAGUGUGUGGAAUUAGGUCUUAGACCAAUGCCCUGUUACACAAAUAUAAAUGAACAAAUCUCUGGUUAGUGUUUUGAACCGAAUGAUUGCGAACAGUUCUGUUGCAGAGGAGCUAAGGGAAAGGUUACUACUGUUACGGCUCUGUCACAUCGUUCCGUGCAAGCCUUGCGUGUGACUUGUGGGUAACUAUUUUUGCCACUGGCAUGUCGCCGCAUUGACAGAAUCUCGCACGCAUCUCACACGCAGUUGCCCGCAGUAGCACACGCAAGUCUGAUUUGCAUGCAGAAAAGUUUUGAACAUGCUCAAAACUUUUUUGCUCCUGCAAGGCUUGCACGGAAGGAUGUGACAUGGCCUUUAGCUUCCGAGGUUUUUUUUUGUUCAUAAAUAGUAAGCAUGCCUUACAGUCAUGAUUAAGCUUGAUAUUCAAUAUGUUGUGUGAUUUGAAGUCACAUACAAUCUUUGUUACCCCCUCCCCCACCCCCUGGUGGAUUAUUAUGUUGGACUCAACAAAAUUGAAGUUGUGAUUCCAACAGGUUGCUUCUAUUCAUCUCUUAUUUCAAUCACAAUUGCUAUCCUCUUGUGUCAAAAGUUCUAUUAUUUUUUUUUCCAUGAUAGUCUAUAUCUCAUCUAAUCAUUGUUCAGGUGUUUUUUUUUUUUGGGGGGGGAGAAAUUGUCUCAAAAUGAUUGAGAAAUGUUGAUAAAAACACAUCGAAGAAACUAUAUAUGCUGUAAAUUUUGAAGUCACAAAAAAAAAAAACUUGUUUGCUGAAAGUCACAUACACCACUCAAUGAUAUGCACAUAUGUAUUUCAAUAAAACUUGUGGAAACCAAAAUAUUAUGCCUAAGAUGUAAGUUAAAAGCCCUAUAUUUUAUGAUAGUCCCUGGUGUGUGUAGGGAACAAAAUAUAAUAUUUGAUAUAUAAAGUUAGCAUUUUAUAUCUUUAUCAAAUUGUUAUUGUUGAUUCCCAUGAAGCAAUAUAUUUCUUACCUGAAUCAUUGAAGGAAUAGUGUGAUAUUGUAUAUGAAUAAUUCUUUAUAAUACUAUUUGAUAUAUUGACCCAUUGAAGGAUAAGAAUCCGUUUUCCAUGGUGCACACCGAUUGAAGAUUGCCAAUAUAGAAUGUGUAAAUAAAGAAAGUUAAACCUAGAAAGACCACUUGUUUAUAAGGAAUAAAAUUAUACUCCCCAUUGAAAUGUGAUUAUCACAAGAACUUGUCUAAUUCAUGAAAUUAGUCCCGAGUCAUUUCGUUUAUUUUGAAAAGCGUUUGAAUGCUAUUAGUUAGCGGGCGGUUUGGUUUACCGGCGGGGGUUAAAGAAAAUAUUUCCCCAAAAGUUGCUGAAAAUUAUCAUUUUACAUCUUCACAUCCAUGAAGUGGCCAUUUAUUUUCCAUAUUUCCUUGAAAUUGUUUUCAUUUAGUUGUAGUCUAUCAAGAAAAUGAAGAAUAUUCCCUUCUUUCUUGAGUCUGAUAGAUCGUUUUCAGUUGAUGUCAUACUCCAUCAACGAAAAUGAAAGUCUACAUGUGGGACUACAAUAAUGUGAAAUCUUGUUAUCAAUUGCAAUAUGCAGGCUACUUAUAUAUUGCUCCAUUUGAUUCGUCGAGAGCAAAUUUGCCAUUUUAUUUCAGCGUUUGUCAUUGAUCAUAAGUCUCAUGAAAUUUGGCCUUGAUACUCAUCUCAUUACAGAACACUUUGGUGACAUUUAUGCCAAGGCCAAAGUAAAAAAAAGUGUUGCCAAGUUGUAAUCAGUUUCUUCCUCGAAUAAAAAGUGUCACAAGAGCUCAAGUCUGAUAUAAAAGAAUAGGAGUAUUUCAAACUUUCCAUAUCUUUCUAUUGCUCAUUGUGAACAGUAAAUAUCGCUCAAAUUAUAACCUUUGCAAUUUGUAAAUAAAGAAAAGUAAAAAAUGCAAUAUUAAUUGUGUUUCACGAAUGAUUAUGCCUUAUUUAUUGUAUACCUCUAAAAGUAGACAAAUCUUUAGUAUAUCGAGUAGACCUUUUUAAGCUUAUCAAAUGUAUCUGGAAAUAUUUUGAGAGUCUGGUCAGUUGACAAAAUAAUGAUGAAUAAAUUUACACUACUUGGAAUCUAGUACAUCCUUGUAAAACACUUAGGACUGUUUUGUGAAAGCAGCCCCCCCCCAAAAAAAUAUAACAAUUCAUUCUCAGAUCAAUGAAAAAUAACAUGAGUAGAAAUUGGAUAAGCUGUACUUAUACAUGCAUGGAUAGUUAAUGGAAAUAUAUAUAUUUAGAUGGGGAAAAAAAUUGAGUGAUAUUCAUCAUAAUUCAUUCUCAGAUCAGUCAAAAAUAAGUCUGAGUCUUGCUCAUAUGAGUAGAAUAUUGCAUGCGUCCUACUCAUAUUGGCAGGAAAUUUCACACUCAUUUUAAAAACAAAAGUCACAUGAGUUGUACUCACAUGGUAGAACAUUGGGUAAUUCAUUCCUAGAUAAGUUCAAAAUGCAUGAGGUAUACAUGUACUCGUAUGAGAAGAAUAUUGUAAAAUUUAUACUUAAAUCAGGAAAACACAAUAUGAGCUGUACUUAUAUCAGAAAAUUUCACGAUUCAUAGUCAGAUUAUAUUUUCAAAGAUCUUGCUCGAAUGAAAAAAAUGAGUUUGAAUUUUCAUCCUGGUAUUUAAAAGCAGGUGUAAGUAGGCAGUUAUUGUUGAUUAUUCUUCUUUGUAUUGAAUUGUGGUACUGUAUAACUUUACAUUAUAUUCAUGUAUUCAAGAGUUCUUCAUUUAAUGGAGAAUUUAUACAAAACUAAGCAUAAAUAAUAAUGUGGACAGUGUGUACAUGUAUGUGAUUAGUGAUCUCACUUCCAUUGGGUAAUAGUAAUGGCUUUAAGGAGAGGUAUAUUUUAAAUGCAGUGUUUCAAUGGAAAUGUAUCAUCGUUGGUGAAAUCAUGUUUCUACUUUUCGAAUUUUGUCGAAUACCUGUGAAUUUUCCUCGAGUAGCUUUGUAUACUUUAUUGUGCUACAAAAGUCUGAAUGAAUUCCCCAAUCUCGGAAAUGACUCCCAUGUGAGAAAACACCUGGAUUUAAACACUGUUGUAAUUUGUAUAGGAAAUGUAACUCAAAUAUUGCGGAUGUUUUAAAUCACUACUUUUUACACUAAUAUAUGUAUACCUUUGAUAACCUGUAUAUGGGAGUAAUUAAUCAUAAUUGGAGACAUACAUGUCACUUGUCAUAAGACAGUUGGAAAUGUAUAAAAUUUAAAGGCAUAUAUUUAUUGGAAAACGUCCUUCUUUUUUGCUUUUCAGAUUUUCCUGAACAAAAAUGCCCCACCCCAUCCCCCUUUUAAGAAUCCUUGAUCAACCCUUGUAUGUGUAGGUCCAUUUUUGUUUUGUUCAGCAAUUCAUGCUUGUACAAUUAAUUAUUAUUACCACAGAAAAUCAUUUCUAAAAUAUUUUUGUUUCUCAGAAAGCAUUCUCAAAUUUUUUCAAGUCCAUCACAACUCAAAAUUGUAUGAUUUUUAAAAACUAUAUUGUAGCCUUUUCAAUGCUUUAAAAUAUGUAUGGUGUACCAGUGGGUGCUUAUAUGGAGAACAUUAAUAAUAUACCUAUCUUAUGGUUCUUGAUGAGUAUGUUAAAGGUCAGUCCCAGAUGUAAAUAAUCAUAUCAUUGAAAUUCUUUUACAGGUAGGAACACACAUCUCUAGCAUUUAAAAAUGCUUUAAAAAUCAGAUUUAGAAAAUUGCUAUACAUCUGUAAUCGAAGAAGAAAUGUUUUUGCAUCAAUUUUUUUGACAAAAAUAAAACAAAUUCUUGCUUUGAUCAAAGCAACUUUAUAGUAAGCUAGACACCCAAUUUCUGAUAAUUUGGUAACAGGGUGAAAGUUCUUUCAUCAUGUAAGUGUACCAUACAUUUUGUUAACAUCCAUGUGUUGGUUUACUUUACAUGUAUUGUUGCAUCAUUAAUUGAUUCUGUUUCUAAUUCCUGUAUGUGUGGCUUUCAGUUUUCCAUCUAUUCAUAUUGAGAAAGCGGUGUAAAAUACUAUUUAUUUCAUCAAGUGAGUGUAUAUCAAAUAUAUGUGAUAUUUAUGUAUAAAAACCAUUGUUUCUUCCUACAGUGAUAGAUUUGUUUAAAUCAGUGAUGAAUAGCUAUCGCAGUAUCAUAAAUAACAAUGCUAUCUUGUACUCAGACGAUAAAUUAUACAUUGCAAUGGAAUAAAGCAAGCCAAAGAGAAGUGAUA
This is a messenger RNA of Lytechinus pictus (painted urchin), 9131 nucleotides long. RefSeq lists its product as uncharacterized. Gene Ontology annotation, molecular function: protein binding; protein kinase activity; ATP binding. Bases 201 to 3725 code for a protein of 1174 amino acids. The transcript is spliced from 10 exons. NCBI's taxonomy places the organism in Eukaryota, Metazoa, Echinodermata, Echinoidea, Temnopleuroida, Toxopneustidae. The record is from RefSeq and is a predicted model, not a curated record. Gene Ontology annotation, biological process: protein phosphorylation.